GUCAAUUGGCUUGUGAUCCUGGCCAUGUCGCAUAAGGAGUCUGUCACUGGAAGACGUAAGAUGUGAAUUCUCAAGGAGUUUCCAAGAAAGGACUGUAAAUGUACGUAUAGAAUCAAAGGGCAGGCAGUAAAGAGAAGUUUAUUUUUGACAAGGCGGCUGUAAAAAGUUCAUCAAUUAAGGGAAAGCAGAAGUUCACAGAUAUAGGUGUGAAUGGUACCAUGGUGUAGGAUCAGGACAUGCCUGAGAUGUCUUCAGUAUGGAAUUCCAGUCCCUAACACCCCCUCCUGGUAACCAUAACAACACUGACAUGGCUCUUACACUGACCUCCACCCCUAACUCCUAUGGAGCUAUGAAGUUCAGUGCCUCUGAGAGUCAGUAUAAACAUGACAGACUUGACAAACCCAAAGAAAAAUCUCUGUGUAAUAGUGCUUCUAGUGUAGUCAAGAGCAACGGUCCCGAAAGUUCUAUUGACAGUGAUGAGUCGGACGAUAGUUCAAACUCGGAGGAUCGAGUUGAGUCUGAGUCAAACAGGCUGGGUGACCUCUCGGAUGAUAAUGAGCCAGUGGACUGCGACAACUGCAAUCUGGAUUUCCCUUCCAUGCAGGCCUAUAUGGAACACACUUGUGCCAUGAAAGCCUCGGACCCUGGGAAUUCUGACUCCACACCGGCUUCCAACGAUGGAGAUCUGAGUGAGGGGGAGAGCUUUGACGGGAAAAUUGUGUAUAAUUCUGAUGGCUCGGCUUACAUCAUUGAAGGGGGAGAUUCCGACCUCAGUGACCUUGACUCCAUUAUUGACUUGCCAAAUCAAGAAAACAUCAUUGUUGACAAGAAAGGAAGCAAUGUUGCAUCACAAGUCCCAGCAUUUCCUCACAUAGCAAAUGCUUUCUUUGUGUCAAAAAACUUUAAAAAUAUGUACAGCAUUCCAUCUUCUCCUUGCCCAGCACCGAUCAUGUUCAGUUACAGAGUGUAUGAUGUACGAAGAGGAAAAUCGGAGCGUGAUAUUGAAGUGGAGAAAAAUUCUACCUCAGAUGAAAGCUUGGUCCCAACAAAACCCAUAUUAAUGUGCUUUAUAUGUAAACUCUCUUUUGGAUAUGCAAAGUCUUUCAUGGCACAUGCUUCCUCAGAACAUUCAAUGUCUCUCAAUGAUCUGGAAAAGGACAUUAUGUCAAAGAAAAAUGCAUCCGCAAUCAUCCAGUGUGUCGGUAUGGAGAAGGAACCACUCAUGUCAUUUUUGGAACCAAAACCUCUUACAUCUUCUCCAAAACUUCAGUCAUCAUCAUCCGCUUCACAAGCAUUUCCUCCCAGUAGCAUCAAGAAUUCAUCAUACGGUUCCAUAGGAAGUAAUACUUCAGUUAGUUUUGUUUAUUCCAAACCAAAACUUUCUUCACCGCCAUUUUUACAGUUGAAUUCUGGGAAAUCCUCAUCUGAAAAUUCUCAGGGACAUUCAUUGAGAAGGGAAUCUGAGUCUGACUCUUUUCUGCACAAUGACAGAAGUUCUACCAAUGGUUACAAUGAUGAUGAAAAUUCAGCUGAUGAUGAGAUGUCAUCAUUGGAGAUCUCAGGUAUCAGGAGGAUUGAUUCUUCACAAGAGUCUAGUUUCCUACAGAAAAUGAAACAAAGCAGUGAAUCUUUCACUAAAAGCCAGAUUACCUCCAGCAAUUCUCAGCUCUUUGCUCCUUCAACCAUUUCAGUGGCAAAUCCCAGCCACUCCAUGAUGUUUUUAACAGUCUGUGAUGAGCACCCACAGGGAAGGGUGCAAGGAGUGGAGUGUCCUAAAUGUGAUAUGGUCCUUGGAUCCUCUCAGUCCUUGGGGGGUCACAUGACCAUGAUGCAUUCUCGAAACUCUUGUAAGACCCUGAAAUGUCCAAAAUGUAACUGGCAUUACAAGUAUCAAGAAACUUUGGAAAUCCAUAUGAAAGAAAAACAUCCUGAUAAUGAUCAGCAGUGCAUGUACUGUAUAUCAAGCCAACCUCAUCCAAGGCUUGCCAGGGGUGAAAGUUAUUCCUGUGGGUACAAGCCAUACCGUUGUGAAGUUUGUAAUUACUCCACAACAACCAAAGGGAACUUGAGCAUCCACAUGCAGUCGGACAAGCAUUUGAAUAAUGUUCAGGAAUUGGCCAAUGGGAAUGCAGAGAUGAAGAUUCCUCAGCAGCUACCUGCUCAACCACCUCAGCCACCUGCAGCUGCAGACCCUCUAAGCCACUUGAAGAAGAACAAGCCAAAACCAACCUGGAGAUGUGAUGUCUGCAACUAUGAAACAAAUGUUGCUCGAAACUUGCGCAUUCAUAUGACGAGCGAAAAACACACCCACAAUAUGAUGGUACUACAGCAAAACAUGAAGCACAUGCAGCGUGAUAUGCAGAUUCAGCAAAUGAAUCAACUCAUGCUAAUGCAGAAUGAUCCAGCAUUCUUAGCUGGUAUCUCAUCUCCAGUCCCUGGAAAUGUCAAUUUUCAGUUCGACCAAUCCAUGAUCAUGGCAGGCCUUCAAGGCCAAUUUGGAGAAAUCCCAGUAGAUCUGAGAAAAGAAAAUGGAGGAAUGGGUAUGUCCUUUGACCCACAUAUUCCAGAUGCUUCCAGAAUGUUUCAGUGCUGUGUCUGCAAUCAGCAUGCUACAGAUUCUUUGGAGAAUCUCCACCAACAUUUACAGCAUGACAGGACAAAGCACAGAGAGCAAGAAAAUAUCCAUGUCUCCCAGGGCACUUAUAUCUGCAAUCUCUGUCAGUACAAGACACAACUAAAGGCCAACUUCCAGCUCCACUGUAAAACGGACAAGCAUCUACAGAGGCUCCAACUAGUGAACCACAUCAAGGAGGGAGGCCCCAGCAAUGAGUGGAGGCUCAAGUACCUGAACGUCAGUAACCCCGUACAAGUUCGCUGCAACGCCUGUGAUUAUUACACAAACAGUAUUCACAAACUCCAAAUCCACACCGGAAAUCCACGUCACGAAUCCAACUCGCAGCUAUUCCGACACCUUCAGCACGGUGAAGGCAAGCUGAGCCCCAGUACCAAGAAGUAUUACCACUGCGCCCUUUGCAGUUUUUCAACGAGAGCCAAGCAGAACCUUAUACAGCACGUGAGGUCGAUGAAGCAUAUGCACAACGAGGGACUGAAGCAGAUCCAGAUGAAGGAGCAGAACAUCACCGAGAUUGACCCCGGCGAGAUCUUCAUGGUGAAGGAGUACAGGGAAGAAGACGAGGAGAGCAUCAAGUUUGAUGAAGAAGAUGGUGAAGAGUUAGAUGAAAGCAGCAUGGUGACAGAAACUGAGCUGCCAGACAAGCACAGUGACCUUCCGGCCGGGAUGUUCACCCCCACCACCCUGCCCCCAAUCUCCAAGGGAGGGCCACUCAACAACAACAACAACACCGGUUCCACCAACUCCAAUGUUCAUAAUGAGGAACAGAUACAUGUUUGCCCAUACUGUGACUACAGUAGUGCUAGCGAGAUGAGGAUUCAAGGUCACAUUGUCACCCAGCACACCCAUCGCUCACACACUGUCCUCUGUCCCCUGUGUCAGGAGGAGUUCAAGGACAAAUCUAGACUGGAGCGCCACCUGAUGUCCACCCAUAGCGUGAAAGCAGAGGGACUGCAGCGUCUUCUGAUGAUGGUGGAUAAAGGGGACUGGAUGCCAUCGUCUGUGGUCAGUCCUCCAGCCAAUCAAAACGCUAUCGUUCCAAUAGCCAACAUUCCAGUGGAUGGAUCAGAGGAAAUUAAUCUGGAAGUCAUGGAAGAAGAGGCUGCUAAGUUAGAGGCUGAAGAGGCUAUUGAUAUCUCCAAUUUCACAGAGGUAGGAGAGGUGGAAGAUCAGUAUCGCUGCCAGACUUGCUCCAAAACCUUCAACAACAUUGAUGGACUAUAUGCUCAUCAAAAUGAACUUGGACAUUUAGAGCUCAAGCAAACACCCAGGGGACCAGGAUAUCUUUGUUGGAAAAAAGGAUGUAAUCAGUAUUUCAAAACAGCUCAAGCACUUCAGGUUCAUUUCAGAGAAAUCCAUGCCAAAUGCCAAACUUUGUCAGCAUCUGAUCGCCACAUUUACAAGUACAAGUGUACCCAGUGCAGCCUAGCAUUCAAAAACCAAGAAAAACUUCAACUUCACUCUCAUUAUCAUCUCAUCCGUGCAGCCACAAAGUGCAAUUACUGUGGUCAGUCAUUUAGUUCUGUUGCUGCUCUGAGAAAGCAUGUAGAGGCAGGACACACAGAAGUGGAGGAAUCGGACAAAAAGAAUUACUUGGAAACCAUGAGUGAAAAUUCAGAAGCUUUGGUGGAGAUCUUGUCCAGCUCAGGGAUGGAAAAACUUUUGACCAGUGCAUCCUCAGCAAACAGAGGUGAAAAUUCCAUCUCUGCUGAUUCUACCAAAUCCUCACUUGUCUGCUCAACUUCCUCAGAAAAUACAAGUGAGGCAGCCAAAACCGAUUUGAAUUCCAAUGAGACACAAGAAAAAUCAGAUCGAGCAGAAACAUCUUCACCAACUGAUUCUGAAAAGAAACUGGAAAUGAUGGACACUAGUGACAGCAGUGAAUACAAGGACCAGCAAUUCCUGGAAGAUUACAUGAACAGUCAAGCAAUAGCUGAAGGUGGAUAUGAAGACCCCAGCAGGAAAUUUAAAUGCCACAGAUGCAAAGUUGCAUUUACAAAACAAAAUUACCUGACUGCUCAUAACAAGACUCUUCUUCACCGAAAAGGAGACAAGAUGAGUUAUCCCAUGGAAAAAUACCUGGAUCCCAAUCGACCAUUCAAGUGUGAUGUCUGUAAGGAAUCCUUUACGCAGAAAAAUAUCCUGGUGGUUCAUUAUAACUCAGUAUCUCAUCUUCACAAAGUUAAGCAAGCUCUACAGCAAGGGGAAGGCCCCCUCUCUCCUCCAAGCAAUGACACAACCUCAACAACUACAACACCAACCCCUUCAUCCGAGACGCAGCCCCAACCCAGUGCUGAUGACAAGAACAAACUGUACAAGUGUAACAUUUGUAAAGUUUCCUAUAGUCAAGGCUCCACACUGGACAUUCAUAUACGGUCAGUAGGACACCAGUCCACGGCAGCUAAGCUACCAGAACUCAUCUUGUCUGGACAGAUAGAUCUGAGUCAGCCAUUGAUUGAACAACCCAAUGAUGUACCCAAGUCACAGCAGCAGAAACUAUUGGCAGAAAUGCUACAACCUCACCAGAUCUUGGCAGCCACCAGUGCAGUUUCACAACCAUCUCUCUUGUUUCCAGGCAUUACCUCUGGAAUCCCAGCCAUGACACAGUUGAAUAUGUUGCCUGGAUUGUCUGCGCCUGCUACACUUUCUGAAUUAACCAGAUCAUCACAGUCUCCUGGGCAGACUUCUUCAUCCAAAUCCAAGACCAGCAGGGAUGUUGAGGAGGCAGUUGAUGUGAAGCAGGAGCAGCCAAAAGUAGACGGUGUUGAUGAUGCAAAGUCUCUCAAGUCAACUUACCUGUGCAACCGUUGUAAUGCUGUGUUCAUCAACCAGGAGAAUCUAGCACAACAUCAAAUGAUGUGCUUGUAUCAACCUGGAAGCAUUGCCUCCCAAAAUCGACCAAGGAGUAUGAAUUUCCUAGGGAGAAAGACACAAGUACAGAAAAAUUUGUUGGAAAAUAUUGGCUUUGAAUGUGUAAUGCAAUUUAAUGAAUUUAAUCAACCCUCAGUUAAGAGAGAAGUAAUGGAUGAAGAGGAUGAGGAGGAAGAAGGUGAAGGGGAACCUAAGGUAGAAUCUGAAAAAGAGGAAAAGAAAGAAGUAGAAAAACCAGAGAAAGUCGAAAAUAAUGAUCUGCCUGAACUCAACAAAAGUGUAUGUGUCACAUGCAAGAAAGAAUUUUCCAGUGUUUGGGUGCUCAAAUCACACCAAGAGGAAGUUCACAAAGAAGUAGUUCCUAUUAAUUUUGUGGAAAAUCUAGGAGAACAAUUCAAGACAGACUAUGAGAAAAAACAGCCAAAAGAAUUGGAAAAAGACCCAUCCCCUGCACCAUCUGACUCUAUGUCCAACCGUGCAAGUGAAACCCCAACACCAACAAUGGAGUCCAAUUCUGAAAUGCCACCACCCCCACCUCCAUCUUCAUCUGUUCCUCAGGUCAGCCCUGCUCAAUUAGAUAUGGCAGCUCAAAUGAUGCCAAUGUUUGGACUUGGAAUGCCAAUGCCUGUUCCUCUAAGUAUGGCCAUGGCUAUGAAUAUACAGCCUCCUCUGAUGCCUAUGAUGUUUGGUCCCCUGGUAGGAGAGGGCAAUAUGCCUACAACUCCCACAUCUAUGGCUGAACAAGCAAUGCCAAAACAGCAACAAGCCGCUCAAGCUGCUCAAAUUGCUGCUCAGCAAGCAGCUCUGAACCAGAAGCGAGCUAGAACCAGAAUAAAUGAUGAGCAACUGAAGAUCCUUAGAGCACACUUUGACAUUAACAAUUCUCCCAGUGAAGAGCAAAUUAAUGCAAUGUCUGAGCAAUCUGGACUACCACAAAAAGUGAUAAAACACUGGUUCAGAAACACACUCUUCAAAGAGAGACAAAGAAACAAAGAUUCACCAUACAAUUUCAACAACCCCCCAAUGACAACACUGGAUCUUGAAGAGUAUGAAAAAACAGGAAAGAUCCCACAGACCAUUGAGGAGAAGUCACAGGAGGUUACCAGUAAACCCAUCAUUGAGAAAGAAUCUGAAGAAAUCCAAGUUAAGAAGGAGGUUACCAAACCUGACACCCCCACAGUGACUCAGUUUUCUCCGCAGCAGCAACAUCAGGAUUUCCAAAAACAAAUACAGCAACUUCAGCAACAACAGCAGCAGCAUCUUCAGCAACUUAAACAGCAACUACAACAACAACAAAGCAUGUUCAAAGAAAAAGUCAUUGAUCAGUCCCCUUUGAAGCUUGACACUUCUCAUCGCGAGUCUCCCGACUUGAGUGAUAAUGAUUAUUCCAACAUGUCAGCUGCCUCUUCCAUCCCAUCCACAUCAAACCACAUGCCACCCUUCAUGAUGACUUCUGGCUCAGGGGACGACAUCAGACCAAGGUUUGAACCAACACCAUACCACAGUGGAUACGCAAAGCGGGCAAACCGCACAAGAUUUACCGACUACCAAAUUAAAGUUCUCCAGGAAUACUUUGAACAAAAUGCUUACCCCAAAGAUGAUGAGUUGGACCAUUUGUCACAAGUUCUCAACCUUAGUCCAAGAGUUAUUGUAGUCUGGUUUCAAAAUGCUAGACAGAAGGCCAGAAAAAUUUAUGAAAAUCAGCCUCCACCAGAAACUAGUACUAAAGAAUCACCCAAUGUCAACUCCAACUCUCCAUUCCAGAGAACUGCAGGGUUAAAUUACCAAUGUAAAAAGUGCUCAGCUGUUUUCCAGCGCUACUAUGACCUGAUUCGGCACCAAAAGAAGCAAUGUGGAUUGGAUUCUGAAAAGAUCCAGAUGCCUCUGCAUGGAGGAAUGGAAGAAGACAGUGACUCCUUGUCUACUCUGUCAAGGGAUGAUUUCAAUGAUGAAACAGCAUCCACCAACUCUCAUGAUGUGUCUGGCUCAGGUGAUAAAGACCAAUUAAGCAAAAUAAAAUUCAAAUGUGAAAAAUGUCACCUCUCCUUUGAUGGACUAGAACACUGGCAGGAGCACCAGGCUGUACAUGCUAUGAACCCAGGCUUGUUUGGUAAUCUGCCAUCUAACAGCGCAUUUGGAGUCCUCCAGUCUAUGGCUGCAGCACAACAACAGGAGAGCAAGAAUCUGAUGAAGAGGAAACUCAAUGACAGCUUUGAAGACAAGUUUGAUGAUGAUGAUGACCAGCCAAGAGAUAAGCGACUUAGAACUACAAUCCUACCAGAACAGCUAGACUACUUGUAUCAGAAAUACCAAGUUGACUGCAACCCAAGUAGAAAGCAGCUAGAGACUAUUUCUGCAGAAGUGGGUCUGAAGAAACGUGUUGUUCAAGUAUGGUUCCAGAAUACAAGAGCAAGGGAAAGAAAAGGACAGUACAGAGCACACCAGCAGCUUAUCCAUAAGAGAUGCCCUUUCUGCAGAGCACUGUUUAGGGCUAAGUCAGCUCUGGAAUCUCACUUGGCCACCAAGCAUCCAGAAGAAAUGGCCAAAGGUGACAUUAAUGUGGACAACCUUCCUGAUGCAGCCAUAGAGCCUCCAGGUUCCCAGGGAUUUGGAUCAUUGAUGACGUCACCAUCAGACAUGAGUAAGCUUCUGUCUCCUCAUGGCAUGCAGUCUUUUAUGCCUGGACUCUCAUUCAAUGACCAGCUGCAGAUGUCCAUGAAACAGUUUUAUGAAGACUCUUACAAGAAAUAUAUGAGUGAUCUGACCAGCACUCCCAAGGACCAUAAUGAGAGAGAAAAGGAAUAUGAAACUCCUGUCUCUUCAAAAACAAAUAGUGCUAACAACAAGUCCAGCAAUGGUGGAUCUGAGGCACCUUUAGAUCUGAGUAAACCAUUGAAAGUAAACACUGACCAUGACAAACAUUCAGAUGGACCGUCUACAGACAUUAGUGAGAGGAGCUUUGAAGAUCAUAAUAUCUCAAACAAAAGCUUCAAUGAUUCCAUUUCUGAGACCUGUUCUAACAAUGAGAACGAUGAUUCUUACAAUAUCUCGACCAGUCGUUCCUCCUCUCCACUGGGACAUUCAGCAAUUCAAGGAAAGAGAUACCGAACUCAAAUGACAAGUGUACAAGUACGAAUAAUGAAAAGCAUCUUUGUUGACUACAAGACCCCUACCAUGGCAGAGUGUGAAAUGCUUGGACGUGAAAUUGGCCUGCCAAAGCGAGUGGUCCAAGUGUGGUUCCAGAACGCCAGAGCCAAAGAGAAGAAGGCCAAAUUAACCAUGAACAAGGGCUAUAGUGCUGAAUUAGAUUUUCCCAAGCCUCCAGAAGAAUGUACUCUUUGCCAUUUCAAGUAUUCCCACAAGUAUACCAUUCAAGACCACAUUUUUACCAAGAAACAUAUUGACAAAGUCAAGAUGUACAUCCAGUCUCAAUCAGAUGUGGAAAGCAAUCUCACGGCACAAGGGACAUCCUCCUCGACCUCGGAUGCCCUCCGCCAGCACCAGGAGAUGGGGCGUAUGAGGAAAGCUUGGGACGAGGCUGCAGCCCUGGCUAACAGUCAGCCCCACCUAGCUCAGCUCCAGGCCAUGGGACUCGGAGCUUUAGGAUUGCCCCAGAUGCCAGGAUUCAAUCCAUCUGACAUCCUUAAAGAUUUUAAAAAGGAGAAGAAAGACAAGAAAGAGAAGAAGGAAGCAGAAAGUGAUGCUAAAUCACAAGGCAACAACAAGGAAAAUGAUGUGGCCGCCCAGCUUGCUGCUGCCAACUUUAUGAAUCCAUUCGGUGCUGGUUUUCUGCCCGGAAUGGACCCCUCCAUGUACCCCCUCAUGGGGUUACCUGGGAUGCCGGGGUUCCUACCUGGAAUGGGGAUGCCCUUCAUGCCCCCAGGAUUCAUGCCAGGUGCCGAGCACUUAAUGCAGUAUGAUCCCAUGACAUUUGGGACUCCAUUGUCAUUGUUACAAAUUCCUCAUCAAGCCAUCAAAGAUGUCAGCAUCAAACUCUCAGACCCAAAAGCCAAUGUAGCUCAGUACACACAGGAUUGUAAAUCCAUAAACAGUCUCAAGUCGCUGGUCAACUCGGUUGACUAUAAUUGUGCCAGGGAGUCGACUGUCGAUGUGGGGUACAUCUGUAAGAAAUGUCAGACCGUGUACCCAGCCAAGGAUGCCUGCAUAGCUCACCAGAAGACCCUUUGCUAUCCCACAGUACCAGAAAAUAUCCAACCACUACUGAAGCUGGAACAAAUCCAGUACGAAUGCUAUCUUUGUGCAGAUAAAUGGUCCACAGUGCAGGAGUAUAAACUGCACUGCCAGGGGGAGACCCACAAAGCGAAAGCAGCUCGACUGCAGCAGAAAAGCAGCCCCUCCAAAUCCCCAGCCACAGGCCAUUCAGCAGUUCAGGGGACCACUCAAUCCAAAGAUUCCUCCCUCACCCCCUCAAAAUUUCUCAGUUCUUCCAUUACACCCUCCCCAUUGCCAAAAAAUGACUCUACUGGAGACCAGAACGAGGCCAGUGAUUAAUUUUCAGAAGAAAAUCGUGUAGCUGUUUCGUUGUGUAUACUUCCUAUGUUUCCAAGAACUAUAGGUUUAGAUGUAUUUUUGUUACCAUUUUUUCAUGCAUGUUUUAGGUGUUGGUGUGCAUCUUUGUUGUUGUUCGCGAGACAGAGACUCGUUAAGUGCUGUAGGUGCCACCACCUUUGUUGCCGUAUAAAUUCGGCCACAUAUCCUUCAUGUUGACGUUGUUAUAAAUAAUUCGUUAUUGUUUUAUGCUACAUUUUGAAUGUAGUGUAUUAUUAUUGUUUAUACAUACUAAGGUUCAUUUUAUAUACAUAGUUGCAUUUAUUUUAGUCCAAUGUUUUUGUAUACUGUGUUAGGUAUAUAUUGAUGAGAAGACAGUUUAGACCAAAUUCAGUGUAUCAAUAUUUAUGUGUAUACUUGUGUAUAAUCAGGUUUUUUCUCUCUCCCUCUAGUAGAUUAGGUAAUUAGAAGUAUACAAAUAUGGCUUCCAGUUAUUUCAGCAUACAACCAAAAUUAGAAAUCAAAAAAAGAUAAUGAAAGAAUUUUUUACUUUAAUUUGCAAGAUUUUUUUAUGGGUUUAGUGGCUGCAAGCUACUAGGUUUAACCAACCCAUAUUUUGAUUUGUUCUUUUUUGUUGAAGAAAUAGUCCCAGGCAUUGAUAGGUUGCGAAGAUUGUUUUUUUUUUUUUCAGUUUUCUACCUUGACAUAUAUUUACAAUGUAGGUUCCAAUUAGCUGUAUCGAUACAAUGUAGUCCCAGAAUUUUUAUUAUAUUCAUUUUUUUAUUCUUUUCAUUCCAUAUCUGAAAUAGAUAUUUCAACUUGAUUUUUUUUUCUUCUGUGCAUUUGCUCAGAGUAUCUGCUAUCAUGGACAAGAUGAUAUAUUUUUAGAAGCUUUCUUAGUUUGUAUCAUUAUGCAAAUCUGAUUUUAUUUUGUCAAAAGGUUGUUAUAUUUUUGUGGGCAAAUGAGCAUUUGCAAUAUGUAUGCAUUUAGUUUCCUGCAGCAUCUAAUAUGAACUAAUAAAAGUCAAUAUAGAUAAAAUACCAUGAAAUUUAAAGACCGUAAAAUCAUGUAGUAAUUCACACACAUAUCAUAUCCAUGUUUAAUCUUUCUUUCUACAUAUAUAAAGUUAGAACUAGAUAAUUACAUAAUGAAAGAAUGUAUUUCAAACUGUCUAUGUAAUGACCAACAAUGAAUGAGAUAGGACUGAGUUCUGAACCUUGUUAUAUGCCACUGUAUAUUCUUUGCUUGCAUUAGCUCUUUAGCUGCAUUAGGGUAAUUGUACUAUCCUUGAUCUCAGUGAUUCUCUUUUUGUUAAUCUGACCUCAUGUAAAGAAAUCCCUCUUUCAUCAUUUUUCUUUUGUUCAUUUUAGAUGUAUUAUAGUCAGUUUAGUUAUAUACUUAUACAAAUGUAUUUACAAGCAUAUUAUACUUUUCAUUUUCUUACGUAGUCCAGCAUUUUUUUGAACAUUUUUUUUGUUCUUUUCAAUUUGCUUGUUAUAGUCAGACACUGUUCAAAUUUAAGCAAAGACAAGAGUUCACAACUGAUAACUAAAUGUAAUCUCAAACAUAUAUUACAUGUUUCUAUUUUUCUCUUUCAACAUCCAAACAUUUAAACAAAGGUGCUGUUGUAAUCUGAUUGAAGUAAAUUGAAAGUCAGAGGGUCCCUGAAGGGCCCCCUUACCUUGUAAUCAUGUCCUGUUGUUUUUGAAUCUGUUUAUGAAGUCACUUCAAGGAGGUGUUCAUCAUGUCUAUUUGCUAUUUCUAGCAAAAACAGUCAAUAUUUUAAUUUUUUUUUCAUUUUUCACUGUUACAUCUUUUAGACAUUUUAAAGAGAAGUUAUAUGUAGUCUGCUUUGCAAAUAUAAAAGAAGAAAUAAAUAUAUCUAAAAAUGUC
This is a messenger RNA of Saccostrea cuccullata (small rock oyster), 11906 nucleotides long. RefSeq names its product zinc finger homeobox protein 4-like. Bases 257 to 10015 code for a protein of 3252 amino acids. The transcript has 9 exons. Gene Ontology annotation, cellular component: nucleus. Gene Ontology annotation, biological process: regulation of transcription by RNA polymerase II. Gene Ontology annotation, molecular function: RNA polymerase II cis-regulatory region sequence-specific DNA binding; zinc ion binding; DNA-binding transcription factor activity, RNA polymerase II-specific. The record is from RefSeq and is a predicted model, not a curated record. Lineage: Eukaryota; Metazoa; Mollusca; Bivalvia; Ostreida; Ostreidae.